Messenger RNA from Lotus japonicus, 642 nucleotides. Its product is annotated as subtilisin-like protease Glyma18g48580. The transcript has 4 exons. NCBI's taxonomy places the organism in Eukaryota, Viridiplantae, Streptophyta, Magnoliopsida, Fabales, Fabaceae. The record is from RefSeq and is a predicted model, not a curated record. Bases 34 to 351 code for a protein of 105 amino acids.
ACAAACAGAGGAUACAGAGCCCCCACAGCCUAUAUGCUAAUGGCUCGUUCAAUCUUAUACCUUCAUCUUCUGGUCUCAUCUUUUCUCUUUUUGGUUUCAGUGCUGAGUGCUGUUCAUGUUAGCAAAAGGUGCUACAUUGUAUACUUGGGAGCACAUUCUCAUGGUUCAAGACCUUCCUCUGUUGAUCUUGAAACUGCCACAUCUUCUCAUUAUGAAUUACUGGGUUCAGUCUUGGGAAGCAAUGAGAAGGCCAAAGAAGCAAUUAUUAUUCAUAUAAUAAACACAUCAAUGGAUUUGCAGCUUUACUUGAGGAGGAAGAAGCAGCUCAGAUUGCAAAAAAACCAAAUGUAGUAUCUGUGUUUUUGAGCAAGGAGCAUAAACUGCACACUACCCGUUCAUGGGAGUUUCUUGGGCUGGGUAGAAAUGGUAUUGGAAAUGGUGGGAACACAGCAUGGCAAAAGGGAAGAUUGGUGAAAACACAAUCAUAGGUAGCAUUGAUACAGGUAAUCUUUACCACACUGAUCUAUCUUUAUAAUCCAAUCAGAAUCUAUGAACAACUCUUUUCAGAACAACAUUCUAUAUUAAUAUUGUUUCAAUUUUUUUAAUUUAAUGAGUAUAUCUUCACUCUGGAUCAUAGUUUAU